Molecule: messenger RNA, 2150 nt
Organism: Postia placenta MAD-698-R-SB12
Lineage: Eukaryota; Fungi; Basidiomycota; Agaricomycetes; Polyporales; Adustoporiaceae
Exons: 7
Coding region: 185-1984 (599 amino acids)
Source: RefSeq, a predicted model, not a curated record
CCACUUCCCGGCUCACGACAAUAGCUUCAUGUCUUCAACUCUCGUUGUCAUUAUCUGAGAACGCCAGUCAUACCGAGUCGCUAAAUUCUGACCGAAUACAGGACCGGUUAGCUCAAUCUAGGUAUUGUAAACUGGUUGUAAUAUCCAGGUCGGGCUAGGUUGUAAAUUAGAACCGGGCGCCCCCAUGCUGCCUGCGUUUCUUCGCCUCACACGACCAUCAGUGUUGACGACCUCGCUGUCCAAAUUAGUUCCGCCUCACCAACGGUUGCGAUUAUCUACCUCUCCUCUCUCUCGGCGUACACCAAAGCCAUCCCGCCUCCUCAAAUAUAGUCGCCGCACAGUUCUUACGCUCUGUGGUGUUGGCGCCGUGUGGAUUGUAGACAGACAGUACAAUGCAUCUGCAAUAACCCGGAAUAUCCAAACUUUCUGGACAUGCUCCGUAAUUGCAUUAGAUUACAAGUUGAACUUUACACCUGAGCUCAGCGACAGCAUACCCUUGCUGCAUGAGCGUGUCGCCGAGCGAAUGUACGAUCUCUUUACCUCUAACGGCGGGCUUUAUAUCAAGAUUGGGCAGGCAUUCGCGAACAACGCGGCGCUAAUGCCACGGCCGAUGCAGGAGAAAUUCGCGAAGCUGUUUGACGACGCUCCACAGAUACCGUAUAGCGUCGUCAAGGACGUGUUCCUGGCAGAGUUUGGAAAGCCGCCAGAUGGACCAGACGGCGUCUUCGAAGUGUUCGAGCAGAAGGCCGCGGCGAGCGCGAGCAUUGCCCAGGUGCACCGCGCAAAGCUCAAGAGAAACGACGGCUCGGAUGAGUGGGUCGCGGUCAAGAUACAAAAGCCAGACGUGAACAAGCAGGUCGAGUGGGACUUGGUCGCCUUCCGCAUCGUCAUGUGGAUAUACGAAAAGUAUAUCUUCGACAUGCCUGUGUACUUUGUCGUCGAUUUCAUCUCUGAUCACUUACGCCGCGAGCUCGACUUUACGUUGGAGGCUGAGAACGCGCUGAAGACAGCCGAAUUCAUUGCUGCAGAACCUCGCCUCGCGGAUAGGGUAUAUAUUCCGAAGGUGUAUCCUGAGCUUUCGACGAAAAAGGUAAUGGUUGCUGAGUGGAUAGAUGGUGUGCGGCUGAGCGAUCGCCGCGGCAUCCGACGACUCAUGGGCGAAGACGAUGGUGCCGACGCCUUACCACGCACGCGGUCGCUGAAAGGUGGCGUGAAGACGAUCAUGCAGACGAUGGUCGAGCUGUUCAGCGCACAGAUCUUUGAGUGGGGCUGGGUGCACUGCGAUCCCCAUCCUGGAAAUAUCAUCAUUCGGCCGCAUCCCGCACACCCCCGUCGACCGCAGCUCGUGCUGCUUGACCACGGGCUAUACGUACGCCUCACCCGCGAGUUUCAGCGCGAAUAUGCGACGCUGUGGAAAGGCUUGAUGACGCUCGAUCACGACGUCGUGAAAGGUGUCGCUGCGCAGUGGGGUAUUGGCGCGCCGGACAUCUUUGCGAGCGCGACAUUGAUGCGACCUGUACGGUUUGCGGGGCAGGAGGCGGAGAACCUCGAGAACUUGAGCGAAUACGACCGCAGUGUGCGGCUCAAGGAGAAGCUGAAGAGCUUCCUGACGGACACAGACAAGAUCCCAAAGCCGCUCAUCUUCAUCGGCCGGAACAUGCGCAUUGUCCAAGCAAACAAUCAGUCCUUCGGCUCGCCCGUGAACCGCAUCCGCAUCACAGGCUACUGGGCUUCGCGCUCGCUCACGCAGGCGCCCGAUCUCCCGCUACUCGCGCGCCUGCGCGAGUACCAGCGCUACCUCGUCUUCCUGCUCGUCACGUUCUCGAUCGACGUCGCGUUCUGGGUAAGCAAGGUGCGACAGGGCGUGCGGCUGUGGCUCGGCCUGAGUAGCGAGGGUUUCGAAGACGAGCUCGAGCGCAGCAUGCGUGGGUUCGCGAAGAGCAACUUCGGCAUCGAGAUCACUCAGGAGAUGUUCGAGGGCUGACAGGAUUGGGACGCGGGGUGGCGAGGAUAGUGUUUAGACAGAGAGAUGGAGCCUGGAUCGGUACGUAUUGCCUAGAAUAAUACAUGGCAGAUAAUCUUAUAGCUUCCGUCUCCAUGAUAUGGCGGUUGACCUGGUCAUCGACCGCACAUCCGGAUAGCUUUGCGCG